CAUAAUGCAAGACACGUUUAUAUGUGCUAUGAUAUAAUACAGUUGAAUAAGAAGCUUUGGUCCUUCCCCAUGGCUUUGGUUAAACGGUCUAUCCCUGACUAGCCCUACACAUGCCCAAGAGCAAAUAUCAGGCCGCUAUCGUCUCCUUGUUUCUUUUGGGGAAAUCUUAAAUUCCAACUCGCAGUAUUGUGAUACCAAUGAUGAAUCACGACAUCUAAGAGUACAUAUACGCACAUUCAGACCUAGACUUUAUUUAUUCCAUUGGCACACUAUCUAAGUAGCCAGUGGCUUGAUUGUUGUACCGCACGAGAGCAAGUAACCGAAGGGUUGUAACCUAUCCAAGUGUACAUACCAGCAUGUCUGGCCCACGUGGAAUCCCCCUGAAAGAGCCCUCGGGUGAAACUUCAGGGACAUCGUCGUCUCCCACUGCAGCACCAGCACCGCCAGAAACAGCACCAACGGCAACAGAAACAGUAACGACACCAGCAACCGCACCGUCACCAGCACAGGUUCUACCACCGUCACCAGAGGGUUCUCCUAGUCAGCAAGCCCAAGGAUCCGAGAUUCUACCCGCAUCGCAUUGGGCUCAACAACCACCUCCCGAAGACUUCGACGACGACGACUCUUCAUACGGAGACAAUGCCAGCUCCACCGCCUCACUGACGGCGAGUAUCUUCGAAUACCGCACGGUACUCGGCCGCACGUUCCAUAGCGAACGGGGCAAUGCCCAGUCCUGGAACCCGAACGAUGCUAAACAUGAUGAAAGCAUGGAUAUCCUACAUCAUGUCUCGACUUUGAUGCAGGACGGGAAGCUUUAUCUAGCCCCUAUUACUAAGGACGUUCAAAAAGUACUGGACGUCGGCUGCGGAACGGGAAUAUGGGCAAUCGACUUCGCCGACGAGUUCCCCGGGACCGAGGUGAUCGGCCUCGACAUCUCCGCACAGCAGCCUCAAUGGAUCCCGCCGAACCUGAAGUUCGAGCUCGACGACAUCACGCGGCCGUGGACCUACGACCCGGACACCUUCGACUACAUCCACAUGCGCUGGCUCGUCGGCGCCAUCCCCGACUGGACCGCCCUGUACAAGGAGAUCUUCUUCACGCUCAAGCCCGGAGGGUACUUCGAGAACAAGGAGUCGUCGGCCGUGAUCACGAGCGACGACGGCACGGUCGCCGAGGGCUCGGCGCUGGACCAGUGGGGCAAGAUGUUUGGGGAGGCGGGCAAGAAGUGCGGGCGCACGUUCAGGGUCGUGGAGGAGGAUAUACAGAGGAAGGCGAUGGCGGAGGCGGGCUUUGUGGAUGUUGUGGAAGUCAACUUCAAGGCACCCCUGGGACCCUGGCCCGCAGACGAGAAGCAGAAAGAGAUUGGCCAGUAUAACCAGCUUGCCCUCGAGCAGGAUAUUGAAGGCUUCAUCACGUACCUCUGGAGCACGGACAUGGGAUGGACCCGGGAGGAAAUCCAAGUCUAUGCCGCACAUCUGCGGCGCGAACUGCACUCCAGGAGAUUCCACGCCUACUACCCGCAGAAGGUAGUCAUUGGUCGCAAGCCAUAUCGCGGAGAGGUUUCGUGACGGUGGAAGGCUCGUUGGCCUUUUUCUCUUUUUUUCCUGCGUGGGGGGUAGGUAGGUAGGUAGGUACCUAGGUUACUUAAGUCCAUUUUUGCGGGGUGGAAGGUGUCACUUUGGAAUGGAACAUGUCUGCUUUGGCUGUAUAGUGUAUGAUCUUCGUCUUCACUGCGGCAAGGCUCCUGCAGAGUUCUAGCGCACUGCUAAUCAAGGCAUUAAUCCAAUUUGUUGUCAACGCAGGAGAAGCAAUACUUUCGGGCGAGUCAUUCACUUUGUCGUAUUGGCCCCCUAUUAUGCUCUGUGCGAGGUAGCACCCGGUAGACCCGGACUUAACUCCCGAAGCCUUGGAUACCAACGGGGUGCAUGCCAUUGGUCACUCCUUGAUAUAAGCAGGCUAGAACUGAGAAUAUCAACGGUUGUACGCACCUAUACCGAUGGUUGUUGCCUUUUUAUACGUGUUGGUGCUUCGACGCAGCUCGUUGGAAUGAGGGAAAAUGCUUUACCCGAGAUUCGAGACCGUGGUGGUCAAGUCUGAUGUCAGCUGCAACAUAUUCCUCCCUCGCCAGUCCUUCCUUGGUCGAGACCUUUUAUAUCCCGUUAGGGUACCUAGGUUAGCUGCAGGUAUAUCAGGAGGAUAUAUGGGAGGAUUUUGUUCGUGUAAAAGUGAAUGCAU
Messenger RNA from Hypoxylon fragiforme, 2235 nucleotides. RefSeq names its product S-adenosyl-L-methionine-dependent methyltransferase. The record is from RefSeq and is a predicted model, not a curated record. NCBI's taxonomy places the organism in Eukaryota, Fungi, Ascomycota, Sordariomycetes, Xylariales, Hypoxylaceae. The transcript is spliced from 9 exons. The coding region runs from base 357 to 1568 and encodes 403 amino acids. Gene Ontology annotation, molecular function: methyltransferase activity.